This is a messenger RNA of Pyrenophora tritici-repentis Pt-1C-BFP, 726 nucleotides long. RefSeq names its product BTB domain containing protein. The record is from RefSeq and is a predicted model, not a curated record. Gene Ontology annotation, molecular function: protein binding. NCBI's taxonomy places the organism in Eukaryota, Fungi, Ascomycota, Dothideomycetes, Pleosporales, Pleosporaceae.
AUGAGUACAGCAUCCAAGGACGCUCGCAUUCGACGGUCACAGGCAUUAGGCUAUGUCACCUCACCCUCCCUCCGCGUCAUCGUCGGCGAAGCGCCAGACCAGAAGGAGUUCUUCGUUCACGAAGGACUCGUCUGCCCACGCAGCGAGUUCUUCCGCAAAGCCAUGAGGGGGCCAUGGACGGAAGCGCAGGAACGCAAGAUCGAUCUCGGACAAGAAGAACCCGAAACCUUUGCUCUUUACCUUGAGCUACUGUACACAGGCACCAUACCCACCAUAGAAGACACAGAACUCUACGCACCCCUCAGCAAGCUCUAUGUCCUAGCCGAAAUGCUCAUGGACGACACCACAAAGACCAUUGUCCUAGACGCCAUGAAAGCACAGAUUGACGACGGACCUGAAGAAGACCACUAUUGCUUCCCGGAACCAGAUGCCAUCCGUAUCAUCUACAAGGGAACAACCGAGUCUAGUCCCGCCCGCGAACUCAUGGUCAAGUUUUACACAGACUACUCUUGCGGUGAGGAGCUGGAGGAGUUGGCAGAUCUUAAAGAGUUUCAUUUUGAUCUUGCGCGCAGUCUAAUCACUAAACGGCUGAGGCCUGGGGAGCACGAUUUAGUGAAGGAGGAGCUGGACGACGUGAAGAAGGAGUUGAGCGCCGUAAAGAAGGAGCUGAGCUCUGUGAAGAAGGAAUUGGCGAAGAGGACGGAUGCGCGCGUGUAUCAUGGGUGA